Messenger RNA from Telopea speciosissima, 597 nucleotides. RefSeq lists its product as uncharacterized. NCBI's taxonomy places the organism in Eukaryota, Viridiplantae, Streptophyta, Magnoliopsida, Proteales, Proteaceae. The transcript has a single exon. Gene Ontology annotation, molecular function: nucleic acid binding; RNA-DNA hybrid ribonuclease activity. Bases 1 to 597 code for a protein of 198 amino acids. The record is from RefSeq and is a predicted model, not a curated record.
AUGGCUGAAAUGGCUUUCAAUGAAUUCUCUGAGGUUUGUUUUAAGUCUAAUUCAGUCCCUGUUGCAGUUUCAGCUCGUUCUCCUCUCCCUCCUGGCGGCUGGUCCCCUCCUGAUGAUCCUUUUGUGAAGGUAAGUUGCGAUGCAACCUGGGUGAAGAAGACCAAUAGAGGGGGUUUAGGAAUCAUCAUCAGGGAUCAUAUUGGGAUUCCCCUUCAUGCCUUUACUGCAGGUUUUGAUGGUGUCUCAAGUCUUUUCGCUAAAGCUGUUGCUGUUGGAACUUGGCUUCUUCAAGCAGCGAAGUGUGGUUUCUCUUCCAUUGUGGUGGAGUCGGAUUGCUCAAAUUUGAUCUGCCAAAUUAACUCUAAAAGCUUCGAUUUGGAGAUCAUUGGGGUGGGAUUUGAUAUCCUUCAGCUUCAAGGUUCCUUUGCUACUUGUUUUUUUAGUUUAGUUCCAAGGUCGUCUAAUUCAGUUGCAGACUCCUUGGCCCGGUCGGCCCUUUCGGAUGAGUCCCCAAUUGCUUGGCCAGUUACCUCUCAGUGGCUGAUAAAUCUUUGUAAUUUAGAUGUCACUGCUUGUAUCGACUCGAUUUAUCAAUGA